AAUCUAAAGGCGGGCUCAAUAAGGCUCAUUCCUCUCCAAGGUCAAGGGGCUACAGACAGAAAUUUCUAGGAGGAAUAUAACAAGAACCAUGUAUUCCCACCAUCAAAAUGUUCCUUUAAUACCCAGACGCAGGUCUCGAAGAACAAACAGUUAGUCAAUUUUGCCAAGUUAAGCGAGGGCGACUCUCAAAGUACGUCUUUAUAAAAUGAUUUGUAGGCUGUGCUAGUUGAAGCUCUUGUCAUGCGAUAAAUUUUUUGGUUUCAGUUGAUUAUCCUAAAUCGUUUUCAUAUAUUUCCAUCUUAGGUCUUUUGGGAAAGUAUUACUAAUUGACUGUCCAAUAAGAAGAAAAUAAUCUAUUAUCAAUCAUUUGUUUGCAUUAUCACCUCCGUCUUGAUUACAAAGAAAAAUGCCAACAGUAGAUAAAGCCUUGGCCUUGUUAAGAAAAUAUCCUCGAGUUUCUCCUCACAAUAUAUCUGAUCUUCCAGGAAGCAAACCACCCAAGUAUCACGGUUUGAAACGAAUGCGAAGAGGUCUUGGUCAUCGUGGUGCUUCCCAGUUUCAAGCCUUUCCACCCUUGGGAAUAUUGGGUGCGAAGACACCAUUUUAUCUUUCUGUUCCUAAAGAACCUUACAACAUUAACAGCAUGUCUGAAAACAAUCUUUACCGUAUUUCGCUUCUAGAGCUCCAGAGACUGAUAGACCUUAAUCGAAUAAAUCCAUUAGAGCCUAUUGACAUUUCCACACUAUGUAACACCAAUCUUUACCGAUUAAAUGUGGAUCAUGAUCGGCAUUAUGGUUUCCAUCUAACUGACGAAGGUAUCGAUAACUUUGUUACUCCUGUUAAUAUUGAAGUUCAGUAUGCUAGCGAAGAAGUAAUUGCAGCUGUGGAAAGAGUAGGAGGAAUAAUCUGUAACCGUUAUUAUGAUCUGUAUUCCGUUUGGGUAAAAUCUGAUCCUCAAGGAUUCUUCAUGAAAGGCAUUCCGAUCCCAAAAGCUAAAUUGCCUCCUAAUUAUGUAUUGUAUAUAUUGAAAACAGCAUUAAUUAUCGUGAACGUGCAGAUGAACCUUUACGCAUGCGUCGGUAAAAUACUGUAGUUAGUUACAUUUUGUUAUACUUUCUACCUUUUGUGCGCUAAUCAAGGACGCUCUUUUAACUAGUACUUUGCAGAUUCGUAUCCUUUCUUUUUCCAUACAUGUUGACUUCGUUUUUUAUCAAAUUUUUUUUAAAAAUUGGAACUCAUCCUUAGUUAAUGGUAAAUUAUUUACUUAAGUGUUGCACGGGUUUCAUAAAAUGAUGGCUUAUUAAUUCAUAACGACAGGUUUUCCUUCAACAUGUUUAAUAUUUUUUAAAGCUCAUUUAGUCUCAAAAUGCGCACUAAAAGUCGGGAUUUUACUCUACUAAUUCCCUGGAAAUUUUUCCGAAGAAGCAAACAAUUUUGGUUGUACCAAUGGAAGUGGUGGUGAGUAUCUAUCAGUGUUUUUUGGAAGGUUCUCAAGUGCACCUUUCAACUUGUUUUUAUAGUACUGGAAGCUUUCCAUCAGAAUAAGAGGUUUCGUCCGGUCACUGCACAUUUUGAUAAGAGAGGUCAAGUAAUCUAUCAACAUCCAAUGUGCCCACAUCCACAAACACUUUCAACUAAACACAAAUUUAGUGUAUGUGGCUAUCAUCGUUCUCUUUUUUUGUGUAAACGUAGCUCUAUAAGACAAUUCUUCCUAGUAUUUAAUUACUUACUGACUGCAUAGUUCAAAGUCGAAUCAAUUUAUUUAACGUAGGCUGCAUGUAACUUACACUUCAGUUGUGAAAGACAAAGGAUAAAUGGAUGCCAUAGGAUUUGCUGACAGACACUUGUGUGUUCUUUGCUUUUGUCGGUACUUAAUAGACACUUUCUUAAACAUGUUACUUGUUUCAUUUUCGCUUUUGUAAACAAAUAUCUUGAAGAGAGCAAGAACAAUAUAGUUAACUCGAUUGAAAUCUUCUUUAAAUCAUGAUACACAUCUUCAUCUUUUAUCAACUUCGUAUGUAUAAGCUGUAAGCAGCUGAUGAAAACCUAACGUAAUAAAAUGAAUUCAUAUUAUUUUGCAUCAAUCUUUAUUCUUGCUCUCUUUAAGACAAUAAAGGGAACUAUGUGUAUGGAAUGACUUGAAAUAAAAAAUAUAUUUCAUUUACAAAGUGCAAGUUCAUAUACUCAGUUUUGAUACACAAUUUUUGUAUGAGACCUAAUAAUAUUACUCCGCUGUCAAAAUAAAACUGGUGAAACUAUAAUUUAUGGACGAACCAAUGAGAUUUCAUUUAGAAAGUCUUAGAUUUUAGCGCGAAAAUCAUUCAUUCAUGUGACUAAAUAGCAUUAUAGCUGAUAUCAGUUAAUAACCAAAACCCUUAUUUGCAAAUCUAAAUUGUAAUCCUAAUUUCUCGCUUUUAUUUAUAACCCUUUCAACUCCCGUAAGUGAAUCUCCUCAAGGUCACCCUAACAUCUCUAAAAGGUUUUCCGUAUACUAUGGUCUCACUCAGUAAUAGUUGAUUUGAAUUCCCUACCUGAACAAUAUGUAUCUCAUAUUUCGACGAUUAUUCCGAGAAUGGACUUUUGAAUUAGAGUUUUUAGUGGGAAAACAAAAAUUUUCCACAUUUAAUGAUAAACCACUACCACUUUAUAGCAAGAAAAUAUCAACUGACAACUUACUUAAUUCUAACAUCCUUUAUUUCUCGAGAGGUUUGCAGACAAUUCAGCUAAAAGUAAAUGACACAAGGUUUGAAAAGGGCAAAAAGUUGUGGCUCAGAUUUGAACGGAUAGGUAGGAUGGCUAAAGUACGAAUCUAGACGGUGUUCCGUACUGAAACACGAUUAUUAAUCUGAUUCUAGUUAACUUUCUGGGUAGGAUCCUCAGGAUUUUGAGAACCAGUGAUCAAUAACAGUUCGAAUUCGACUAUAGUACCACAAAUGCACCAUUCGCCUUUUACCUAGAUUUUGAGUAUAGUAUUUUUCUUCCAUUAAUCUCUCCCUACUCAUAUUUCCUAAUUGUUGCAGAGUAACAUGACCUAAACCAAAGGAUGUUUUUGCGGUUUUCCAAGUUUAUCUUUCAUGCUUUUUUGAAAAUCAAGAAUUCAUAGCUAUUACUAAUAUCCAACCGCAGAUAUAUAUAUAUAUAUAUAUAUAUAUAUAUAUAUAUAUACCGAAUUAAAACUAGAAAUUGAUAAUAACUCAAUUUCAAGUGCAAUGUUAUGGUUUGUGAAACUGCAGAAAAUGGAGAUCAUAAAUCUAAUGUUAGGCAGUUGGAGAAAAUCAACAUCUAUGUUUAAAUAUCUGUAUUGUGCUAUUAGAGACUCAUUAAAGAGUUGGAUCCUCAAUCUUGAGAACGCCGAAGAUCCCCGUACGGUUCGAGCCCGCACCGCCCAAUGUCACAGUACUUUAUUACUAUUCAUCUGAUACUGAUGAAUUUAUUAUUUGAGAAUAUGGUAGUAAUAUAUUGUUUGCUGGCUACUCCCGUUUGGUAAAAAUUUAAUCAAGUUUUACGGUGUGGUAAAAUCUCACAAGUUUAUUCACAGACACAUUCUCGUUGGUUUCUCUCAAACAUUAUUAACAUUUAUUUUAUCAUAAGUCCUGAAUUGAUACCUGGUCAAAUAUCGCGAGCAUACUCAUUUUGAAUCCUUCAUAUUGAAUUUGUAAUUAAAUCUCAUUUUGGAUAUAUCACUUUAAAAAAGUGCUGCCAUUCAGGGAUUUUUAGUUUGUUAUCAUCUUAUUAUUAUGAGUCAGAUAAUAUUCGCAUACUCAGUAGAAAGAAAAUUUAGUUUAAAUUCGAAAAACAUCACAAUCUGAUUUACACCAUGUUACCAUCGUCCGGUAUUUGAUCAUUAUUCUUUGAAUUUAAACGUAUUUUGCUUCUUAUAGGCGUUGAUUCCAUUCUACGCGGAC
This is a messenger RNA of Schistosoma spindalis, 3905 nucleotides long. The record is from the annotation of a GenBank genome assembly. NCBI's taxonomy places the organism in Eukaryota, Metazoa, Platyhelminthes, Trematoda, Strigeidida, Schistosomatidae.